CAGCGCUUUCGUUUGAGGCGCGCGUGUUGCAGGUUGUGGAUAGUUUUGUUUGUUUGAGCGCCUACUGACCGGCUUUGAAAAUGCUAACAAGUAAACUUUUUAGUCGCCCUUCUUCAGCCACACUGAAGUCGAUAACAUGCCGAAGUUAUGCCCGUCGGAAAGAGAACAGUGUCGCAGUGGUUCUUUCGGGAUGUGGUGUUUAUGAUGGAACAGAGGUUCAUGAGGCAUCUGCUGUGAUGGUUCAUCUGAGUAGAGGCGGAGUAAAGAUGCAGCUGUUUGCUCCGGACAUUGAUCAGAUGCACGUCGUCAACCACCUGACGGGGAACCCUGCAGACGGACAACGCAGGAACGUAUUGGAGGAAUCUGCAAGAAUCGGCAGAGGUAAUGUGAAGCCACUUGAUGAGCUUUCCAUUCACGACUAUGACGCAGUCAUCUUCCCCGGCGGAUUCGGAGCAGCCAAGAAUCUGUCAACCUUUGCCACGGAAGGAAGCAAUAUGUCGGUGGAGCCGCAAGUGGAGAAAGUUCUGAAAGAUUUCAGAUAUGCCAAAAAACCAAUAGGGCUGUGCUGCAUCUCGCCCGUGCUCGCUGCGAAGACCUACGACGCCUGCUCCAUCACGCUCGGCCAGGACGACGAGAACGCGGGGCCGGUUGCCGCGGCGACGGCGAUGGGGGCGACGCACCACAACAAGAACGCGACGGGGUUGCACAUCGACGAAGCCAACCACGUGAUCACGACGCCAGCGUUCAUGUGCGGCGCGGCGCCGAUGCACGAGGUGUUCGACGGCAUCGGCAACAUGGUCAACGCCGUGCUCAGACACAUCCGCAGCAAGCUGUAGGGAGGCGUAGGCGAGCGACGGCCGGGGUAACAAGAACACCCGGAACGUUCCCGCGUCCUUCGUGCGCGCGCGUGGGCGACAGGAACACCCGGAACGUUCCUGCGUCCUUCGUGCGCGCGUGGGCGACAGGAACACCUGUAACGUUCCCGCAUCCUUCGUGGGCGACAGGAACACCCGGAACGUUCCCUCGUUCUUCGUGCGCGCGUGGACGAUAGGAACACCCGGAACGUUCCCGCGUUCUUCGUGCGCGCGUGGACGGUCGGUCGGCUGGCGGGAACACCCGGAAUGCACGCGCGUCAUUCGCGACGUCGGUGUCUGCUUUGGGUUUUAGCAGCACUGGCGGUCGGAGCUCGGUGUUAGUAGCAGCGUCUCGGCGCGAUUUUGCGAUCGAAUCGUGUUGGGUGACGCGUUUGGAAUUUCGAGGAAAGCGAUCGAGUGUUUGCGUUUGUGUACAUGGGCGAGUAGUCUGUGGGCUUUGUUGUUUAGUUAGCAGAUUUAUCGACGAUGAAUUGUUAUGAAUAUUCGCGACGUGAGUGUUUCUGUGAAUAAUGCAAUAAAUUAAAAUGUAGCUACCGAGUUAUUAAAAAUGAAUUAAUGCUACAUCAA
Molecule: messenger RNA, 1442 nt
Organism: Priapulus caudatus
Lineage: Eukaryota; Metazoa; Priapulida; Priapulimorpha; Priapulimorphida; Priapulidae
Product: ES1 protein homolog, mitochondrial-like
Exons: 6
Coding region: 81-836 (251 amino acids)
Source: RefSeq, a predicted model, not a curated record